Messenger RNA from Perognathus longimembris pacificus (Pacific pocket mouse), 1699 nucleotides. It is a transcript of the gene Dcun1d4, whose product is annotated as defective in cullin neddylation 1 domain containing 4. NCBI's taxonomy places the organism in Eukaryota, Metazoa, Chordata, Mammalia, Rodentia, Heteromyidae. Gene Ontology annotation, biological process: positive regulation of ubiquitin-protein transferase activity; protein neddylation. Gene Ontology annotation, molecular function: ubiquitin conjugating enzyme binding; cullin family protein binding; ubiquitin-like protein binding. The record is from RefSeq and is a predicted model, not a curated record. The transcript has 11 exons. Bases 288 to 986 code for a protein of 232 amino acids. Gene Ontology annotation, cellular component: ubiquitin ligase complex.
UGGAGGCAGCUGCGGGCGCGGGCGAGCUGGGCCAGCUGUGGCACCGGAGUGGGAGAGAAGGGAGGGAAGCGAGAGAAGCGAGAGCGCGGGGCGCAGGGGCAAGCGGUGCGGGCGGCCCUGUGAGGAAGGCGGACUUUCAGCUGAACUCUCAUCUCUCAACACUGGCAAAUAUUCAUAAGAUCUACCAUACCCUUAACAAGCUAAAUCUAACAGAAGACGUUGGCCAAGACGAUCACCAAACAGGAAGUCUGCGGUCUUGCAGUUCUUCAGACUGCUUUAGUAAAGCGAUGCCACCAAGGAAAAAGAGAAGACCUGCCUCCGGAGAUGACUUAUCUGCCAAGAAGAGCAGACAUGAUAGUAUGUACAGAAAAUAUGACUCAACCAGAAUAAAGACUGAAGAAGAAGCCUUCUCAAGUAAGAGGUGCUUAGAGUGGUUCUAUGAAUAUGCAGGUACUGAUGAUAUUGUGGGUCCUGAAGGCAUGGAGAAGUUUUGUGAAGACAUUGGUGUUGAACCAGAAAAUGUAGUUAUGCUUGUCCUUGCUUGGAAAUUGGAUGCACAAAAUAUGGGCUACUUUACACUACAGGAAUGGCUGAAAGGAAUGACUUCUUUACAAUGUGAUACAACAGAAAAACUCAGAAAUACUUUGGAUUACUUAAGAUCAUUAUUAAAUGAUUCUACAAACUUUAAGCUUAUUUACAGAUAUGCGUUUGACUUUGCACGGGAAAAGGACCAGCGCAGCCUAGACAUAAACACUGCCAAAUGCAUGUUGGGACUGUUAUUAGGAAAAAUCUGGCCCCUCUUUCCAGUUUUUCACCAGUUCUUAGAGCAAUCAAAAUAUAAAGUCAUAAACAAAGACCAGUGGUGCAAUGUGCUGGAGUUCAGCAGAACAAUUACUCUUGAUCUCAGCAACUACGAUGAAGAUGGAGCAUGGCCAGUUUUGUUGGACGAAUUUGUGGAAUGGUAUAAAGACAAACAGAUGUCCUAGGAUUUUAUGCAUAGCAGCGAGAGAGUCACUGUUACCACAAUUAUGUCACCCAUUAGCCAUAAAUUGCUGUUUGUAUCAAAGCGCAUGCUGCUUUUCUUGCACUGUCUCCCUUUUGCAGGGGUGUUUUGGUGUUUGCUAUCGAAUGGGCCAGCUCUGCUUGCUGUGUAGCAUUGUUCUCUUGGAAGGCUGCUUUGCAGUUUGUAUUUACACUACAGAUUGGUGAAUUUGCCAACGUCCUCACUGUGAUUAUGUGUAUAUUGCUGUUUAAAUUUUGUAUAUGUGUAUAAAAUGAAAAAGCUUCACCUAGAGAUUAUUUCUGCAAAAAUGUAUUGUAAAAAUAAUUUUGUGGCAUAUUUUUAGUCCCUUUUAUCAAAGGAACCAAUUAUACUUCAUUUGGUCUCAAAUGUAGCAUUUCAGGAAACCAGACAAAACACCUGUUACUGUGGGCAAACAUUGCCAGAAUUCACCUUACUGCGUAAGAGGCCAACUUCUCGAAGGAGAUCGGAGUCAUAAGUUUUAGGUGGCCUAUGCCAAAUAUUAUUUGGUUUACUUGACAACAUUAGCAUUUUAAAAUGGUGAAAGUGAUAAUUGAUCAUUUUGACAUGUCACAUGCCACAAAUCACUUCCAACUGCAAGGUAUAGGGUUUUGAUUUAUAUUAAAACUGUUGUAAGCUUGAAUAUAGGUACAAAUGAACAAAUUUAAGAUGCACCUU